CCAAAAACUAAAAUCGACCAAUCAAUGGUGUGCUGACAGUGAAGAACAAGUAAAUGGAUUGGCCGCACACCUCCUUCUUCCUCCCUUUCCAUGGGGGAAAAUUCCAAAAUCAAACAUGCCCCCCGUGACUCUUUCUUCUCGUGAAUUCACCAAAACCCCUCCACCAUCUCUUGGAUUUAUAAAUACCCCCAUUCCCACCCACUAUUAAACCAUGCCCUCAUCUCCACCACAACCACCCCACCCAAAUCAUAAUAUACCUUCCAAAAACCCGCUCCGGAAACCCGCUUGUCGCCUUCUGCUCAUCUCAAUGUCUGCUUUUCUUCUCCUUUCUCUUCUUUCUCUCGCUCUUUUCUUCACCCUCUCUUCUUCCCAUCGCCACCAUCUCCAACAACACCCACCCCAAAAUACUUCUCAAAUCCGCCUCGCCUGCCACUCCACUCGUUUUCCUCAACCUUGUGAAUCCUCUCUAACACUCCCUCCCAACCCCACUUCCCUCCAAAUCAUCCUCUCCGCCAUUUCUGUCUCUUCCCACAACCUCAAAACCGGACAAUCCAUGGUGAAAUCCAUCCUCGAAUCCUCCAAAGGCAACCUUAACCGCACCAACGCCGCUUCCAUCUGUGAUGAAAUCCUUUCCAACUCUGAUUACCGCAUCAACUCGACCGUCGACGCGUUAUCACGUGGCAAGAUCAAGGACGCACGUGCAUGGAUGAGCGCCGCCCUUUGCUACCAAUACGAUUGCUGGGGCGCCCUCAAGUACGCAAAUGACACCCAAUUGGUCAACCAAACCAUGGCGUUCUUGGACUCUUUGACGCAGCACACCAGCAACGCGUUAAGCAUGAUGGCCGCUUACGAUAAUUACGGGGACAACAUCAACUCGUGGGCCCCACCCAAAACGGAACGGGACGGGUUCUACGAGAAAGGGUCGAGCGGAACGGAACUGGUGUUCGACGGUGGUUUCCCGACGGGAUUAAAGCCGGACGUAACGGUGUGCAAAGACGGGAGCGGACGGUGUUACAAGACGGUGCAAGAGGCGGUGAACGCGGCGCCGGAUAAUGCAGAAGCGGGGCGACGGUUCGUGAUAGAGAUAAAGGAAGGGGUGUACGAGGAAACGGUGAGGGUUCCGUUGGCGAAGAAAAAUGUGGUGUUCUUGGGGGAGGGGAGGGGUAAAACCGUUAUUACAGGUUCUCUAAAUGUGGGGCAGCCUGGAAUGACCACUUACGAGUCUGCGACAGUCGGAGUACUUGGGGAUGGAUUUAUGGCCAGCGGCCUCACCAUCAAGAACACAGCAGGCCCCGAUGCUCACCAAGCAGUAGCCUUCCGAUCAGAUAGCGAUCUCUCUGUCAUCGAGAACUGUGAAUUCAUAGGAAAUCAAGAUACACUUUAUGCUCACUCGCUCCGCCAAUUCUACAACAAGUGCCAGAUUCAGGGGAACGUGGAUUUCAUCUUCGGAAACUCAGCUGCUGUAUUCCAAGAAUGUGAAAUAUUGGUUGUUCCACGGCAGUUAAAUCCCCGAAAAGGUGAGACCAAUGCCAUCACAGCUCAUGGCAAAACCGAUCCUGCUCAAUCAACUGGUCUCAUUUUCCAUAACUGCUCCCUCAAUGGCACGGAUGACUACAUGAAAUACUACUAUAGCAACCCUAAAGUGCACAAGAACUUUUUGGGAAGGCCAUGGAAGGAAUAUUCAAGGACGGUUUACAUAAACUGUGUGAUGGGAGAUCUUAUUUCUCCGCAGGGAUGGUUGCCAUGGAGUGGUGACUUCGCAUUGAAAACACUUUUCUACGGAGAAUAUCAGAAUUCAGGACCGGGUUCAAACAUGUCAGCAAGAGUUCCAUGGAGUACUCCAAUUCCUGGACAGAAUGUAUAUACUUACUCUGUCCAAAAUUUCAUUCAAGGAGAUCAGUGGAUUCCAACAAAGCUUGAUCCCCCCCCCCCCCAAUUAUUACCUACAAUACAAUCUUCUUGAUUGCUAUGUCAAAGAAAUAACAAGUCUAAUGCUUUGAAAA
This is a messenger RNA of Gossypium raimondii (Peruvian cotton), 2003 nucleotides long. Its product is annotated as probable pectinesterase/pectinesterase inhibitor 51. Gene Ontology annotation, biological process: cell wall modification. Lineage: Eukaryota; Viridiplantae; Streptophyta; Magnoliopsida; Malvales; Malvaceae. Gene Ontology annotation, molecular function: pectinesterase inhibitor activity; pectinesterase activity. The record is from RefSeq and is a predicted model, not a curated record. The transcript has 2 exons. The coding region runs from base 212 to 1963 and encodes 583 amino acids.